Molecule: messenger RNA, 831 nt
Organism: Venustampulla echinocandica
Lineage: Eukaryota; Fungi; Ascomycota; Leotiomycetes; Helotiales; Pleuroascaceae
Exons: 5
Coding region: 1-831 (276 amino acids)
Source: RefSeq, a predicted model, not a curated record
AUGGCUUCAGACCCCCCUUCUGCCUACUCGGAAGCAAGGGAGCAACCGUUAACUGACGACCCGGCACCAGUCUACAACGAGCUGAUAGCUACUGUUGAUACCGAUACGCGGAUUGUUCAGCAUCUUGAGCAAAUCCAGUUUGCAGCGCAGCAACAACAACCCCACGAAUCUCAAACGCCUGCCUACAAAUCUUCGUAUCUCGAUGGCAAAGCCGAACCCCCACAUUACUUCAAUAUCGCUAUCCAUGUAGGCAAUUAUGGGCAUCGAGUACGGCUAGCAAUACAUGGGACACUUAUUGUGGAGGAAAAUGGCUUGGAAUUCUUUGACAUUGGUGGCGACUCAGCCCAACCGAUGGCCUUUAUGGUCAAAAGUCCAGGCUUUAUUCCAGGCAUGGAGCAACUGAAAGCUGGAGAUGUGGGGAAGCGACGCAAAGAUAUCGCCGAGAUACUCCAAAGUUGUUGGAAGCCAUGUGCUAGCGUUGACGAAGUUAAAGAAGACGAAAUUCGUUCGCCGAAAGAAACUGAGAAUUCCGCUGCAUAUAAUGUUUAUCAUGCCAUGGCCACCAACCUAGCAUUUUCAUAUCGGUCUUCAGCGCUGAUUCCAAAACCCAAGGAUUGGGGCCCUCAUAUUUCCAUUUCUAGUUUCUAUUUUCUCUCUUUUGCGUCCAACUACCAACCCGACUCCGAACUUGCCAAUUUCCUGGCAUCCGGCCCCGCGCCUGUCUAUAUUGGAUUUGGCUCUAUUGUUGUUGAUGACCCGAACGCCAUGACCCAAUUAAUCUUCGAUGCCGUUAGAAAGAAAGGGCAACGAGCUUUGGUUUCCAAGGGCUAG